Engraulis encrasicolus (European anchovy) is the source of this 837-nucleotide messenger RNA. Its product is annotated as paired mesoderm homeobox protein 2B-like. The coding region runs from base 1 to 837 and encodes 278 amino acids. Gene Ontology annotation, molecular function: RNA polymerase II transcription regulatory region sequence-specific DNA binding; DNA-binding transcription factor activity, RNA polymerase II-specific. Gene Ontology annotation, biological process: enteric nervous system development; regulation of transcription by RNA polymerase II. The record is from RefSeq and is a predicted model, not a curated record. NCBI's taxonomy places the organism in Eukaryota, Metazoa, Chordata, Actinopteri, Clupeiformes, Engraulidae. The transcript is spliced from 3 exons.
AUGUAUAAAAUGGAAUAUUCUUACUUGAACUCUGCUUACGAACCCUGUAUGCCUGGAAUGGACACUUCCAGUUUAGCAUCAGCGUAUGCCGACUUCAGCUCCUGCAGCCAAACCGGUGGAUUUCAAUACAACCCAAUACGGACUACUUUCGGGGCAACAACCGGCUGUCCCCCACUGGCACCCGGCACCUGCAGCUUGGGCCCUCUACGAGACCACCAGAGCAGCGCAUACUCUGCAGUCCCAUACAAAUUGUUCACGGACCACGGUGGACUGAAUGAGAGGAGGAAACAGAGGCGCAUAAGAACAACGUUUACCAGCGCGCAAUUGAAGGAGUUAGAUAGAGUCUUCGCGGAGACCCACUACCCAGACAUUUAUACACGCGAGGAGCUUGCUCUCAAAAUUGACCUGACUGAAGCUCGAGUUCAGGUGUGGUUCCAAAAUAGGCGUGCAAAAUUUCGUAAGCAAGAACGCGCUGCCGCUGGGUCGGCCAAUGGAUCCCCGGGGAAGAAGGCAGAUUCACGGGAGGAAGACAAGGAACCUAAAGUUGCCGACCCAGAUAGUACGGGAGGGCCAGGACCAAAUUCGAACCCCACCUCUUCCUGCGAUGGACUCAGCCCUGCCUCUGGAAUAACGGGGAACGGGCACUCAAUUGAGUCUAUCAAGACUUCACCAGUUGGGACUAUUGGACCCGCGACGUCAAGUCCUGGGUGGACUUCGCCUACAAGCGCCAUUACAAACUUGCCCGAUUCUCUGGGAGGACCAUUCGCCAACGUCCUGUCUUCCAUACAAAGACAAAACGCUAAUAAAGCAGGACUCAUAAAAACAAGCAUGUUUUAA